AGCUAACAUGCAAACCAACCGCUUGAUAUUACAUUGUCCUAUGGCAUUGUUAUUGAAGUUAGGUUAUUUAUGCAAAUUAUGAGUGUCAGAAACACGACAACAUGUCGGUUUUUUAAAAAGAAAAGAGUGCUUACUCAAUAGCAAUGUUAAUUACAGAAAAUUUUUUGAAUUUGGACGACUACUCUUUCCAAAAUUCACCCAGUUCCUCUAGCGAUGGAAUUUCUACAAACAACGAUUUCUUGGACAGUCCUUCAGAUGAAGAUUUUUUACAACAGUUAUCGUCAGAUUUGGAUAUACCAUUGCUCUUAAACCCCGGCGAAGAUGAACUUAAUGUGUUGAAUUCUUUUUUGGACAAGAGCCCUGAAGAAAUUCUCAGUGAAGUGAAAUCUCCUCCUUGCAGUACUAGUUUGUUAGAAAGUCAAUUAAACGAAACAGAGAAUACCACACAGUGGAACUGGGAUGAAUUAUUUGAUCUACCUGAUGAAAUAGAAACGCUUUAUAGAAAUAACAAAGAUGAGCAUAUUUGUAAAAAUGAUGAAGUAAAAGGUAGUGAUGGUUAUCUCACUAGAAAACUCAAUAAAGCCAUUGUAAAACCAAGUAAUAGUCUAAAGAAUGAACAAAUUUUGGAAACCCCACCAACUUCUCCUGAGUGUCAGCAAGUGUUUCUUGUUCAAAAUUCGGAAAAAGGGUCUCCGUGUAAUAUAAAAAAAGCAGUAAAGUUGGAAAAUAAAGCGCCACUUACCCAGACGAAUGUAAGCCUGCAAAAUGCCCGAAAAGUUUCUUGCAAAAGACAUGCAACUUUUCCACAAAUGAUUAAAUCUGCAUCUCCAAACAGUAAAGUCUUAAUAAUUCCAUCCACUACUUCAGGUGCUGGAAAUUUUUGUAGUGUUCCUACUUAUCACCCAAUUCAACCAGAUAUUCCCCAGAAAGUUAUUGUUAUAGACAAUAGGCAUGCAAUACCACUAGAAACAACUUCUAUACCUAAAACUUCAAUUUCCAAUAUAAAUAACUUUAGUUCUUGUAUAUCAAUACCUUCUCUACAAACAUCAAUGCCACUUAUAAUAAAGACUGAGACUGAAACAUCAUCAUCAAUACCAAUUAAAUUGUCCCCUUCAAUUGACCCUAAGGCAUUAAAAAGACAGCAAAGGAUGAUUAAAAACCGAGAAUCUGCUUGUCUUUCCAGAAAAAAGAAGAAAGAUUAUUUGACCUCGCUUGAAAGAAAAGUGCAAAUAUUAACAACAGAAAAUGAACGUUUAAAAGCUGAGAAUGCAAAAUUAAAAGAUCAACUUUCAAAAUUUAUACCCAAUGGUGCCCAAACAAAAACCCUAACAAAAGUAAUUUCGUUAUGUGCAGUUCUUUGCCUAAUGUUCUUCAAUGUAGAUUAUAUCAGGUUGCCGCAUUUGACAAGGAAAAUAAAUUUAAACACACAAGAUGAAUUAGCAGUAUUACCACCACAUGUAGGAAGAAAUUUACUAUGGAGUUCAAUAGGAAUAGAAGAUACUAACGUGACUGAUAACAAUGCAACCGAUGCUUCUCAUCUUAUGUGCCCUGUGUAUAUAAACCAGACAGAGAAUGUACGAUUAGCUUUAGAAUUACAAAGGUGGAUUGGAAAACCCAUUAAUUCAAACAAUUCCACAAACAAUUUUAUGGCUAAUCAUAAAGAAGAUAAGCCAUCUAGAAAAAACAAACGGUUAAAAAAUAAAAUUAAUUCUGUAAAGGAUAAUUAUGCAGAGCCUGUUUAUGAAAUGAAAAAGAGAAGUAAUUCCUUAAGGAAUUCUAUCCCCAAUGAAAUUCAAGUGUUUGCCCCUAAUUUGGAUCAAAUUUAUUCGGAGUUCUUCGAGGCCAUAAACAGACAAGAUGACACUUUUUAUCUCGUCUCUUUCAGUCCAGACCACAUGCUCUUACCUGCUUUAAAUUACAAUAAAACAAGAAGGCCGAAGAUGUCUCUUAUUCUUCCCUCUUUGUUAAAUGAUGACUCUUCACAGCUCUCUGUAAUUCCCCUAAUGCAAAUUGACUGCGAAGUGUUGGACACUCAGAUAAUCCAUGUAAAGAAUGGUACAAUACCAAGACAUUUGCGUUCAUAUAAUAGUACAACUUCCCCAGUAUCACCACCCCAUUCGUCUAAUGUGGGCUCUACCUCUAACUCUACUGCUACUAGUGAGAAUUUCCACUUUGAAAAGAAUUACAAGCCGUACUUUAUGAGAAAGUCUUACUUGAGAUCUAUAAAAAAUGAAGCAGAAAGAAGGAAAUAUGGAAGUUAAAUGUUUACAAUUAGUAAUUUUGUUGAUGUUGAAAAUUAAUUUAUGGGUUUACUAAAACAGCAGGUAGCAAGGGGAGCUAGAAACAAUUCUUUAUAAUUUCGCUGUAAAUUUAAGCUUUAAAAAGGGAAGUAAAUUGUCGUACAUUUUUAAUAAAGAAAAGGUAUAUUUGUAAUUUAACAAGUUGUAUAUAUCAAACUAAAAAAUAGAUAAUGUUACAUUUUAUCUAUAUCUAGAUAUUUUCUACUUAAUUAGACCAUUAAUAUAAUUUCCGACUGUAUUUGUUAAUAAUUAACAAAAAGUGACUUGACUUGAUAGAGUAUUAUUAAAUUUAUUAACUGUUAAUUAUAAUUGUAGAAUACUUCGGAACAUAAAUUUUACCGUACACGACAAUUCAAAUAACGAGGUACAAAUUUUAUACUUUUAAAUUGUUUAGUUAAUUUUUAUGUUUUAUUUAGGUAUUUAAAUAUUGUUUAUUUUCUUAAAUUUGCACAGAUUGCAGGUAAUUAUGAAAAUGCGAUAGAAUAGGAAUAAAUUAGAUUUUUGCAACCAUAGACGUACCGUUAUAAUUUUACCGCACAUUUUAACAUAAUAAGGAAAUACGAGCAAUUUUCUAUAUCUUGUUUUUUUAUUACUUUUUAGAGUUUCUAAUUUCUAUACUGUUACAGUGAUGCAUAUUUUAUUUUCAGUUUUCUAUAGUAGUUUUGAAAAGUAUCAAGUAAUAUAAUUUUUCAUGUGAUACAUGUUGUAUAUUAUAAGAAAAAUAAAAGAACGUUAAUAUAAAUUCUAAUGGGUGG
Molecule: messenger RNA, 3055 nt
Organism: Agrilus planipennis (emerald ash borer)
Lineage: Eukaryota; Metazoa; Arthropoda; Insecta; Coleoptera; Buprestidae
Gene: Atf6
Product: cyclic AMP-dependent transcription factor ATF-6 alpha
Exons: 6
Coding region: 144-2261 (705 amino acids)
Biological process (GO): endoplasmic reticulum unfolded protein response; regulation of transcription by RNA polymerase II
Cellular component (GO): nucleus
Molecular function (GO): RNA polymerase II cis-regulatory region sequence-specific DNA binding; DNA-binding transcription factor activity, RNA polymerase II-specific
Source: RefSeq, a predicted model, not a curated record